CUCCUAUCCCCCUUCAAACCUCUGUCUGCUUCAAUUGAGGCCUUGAAGUUUCUUGCAUCCCCUCUAUUUUACCCUUCUGCCGCUGCUGGUACUUCAUCAGUGCAGGCGGUGUGCUGUGGCUUCGUGCCCUCCUCACCCCCCGUCUCUUAGGCUUUGCGUCGUGCGAAGUUCCACGACGCAAGCUCUCCUUGCCAACUGAGCCAGAUGGCUUCUACCAUCAACACCGUCCCAGCAGCCAGCAAUGCGGCUGGUAAUGCUGUUAACGCUCCCACACAGAAUACCGGGCCCAGGUCUUCGUUGAGGUCAAACAACUCCAAGACGCCGGACGGAGGUCGACGACAACAGUCUGGUAGCCCCGUUGACGGUGGACAGAGACGACCUAACUCCCAAAGGAUAUGGUCUCAAGCUACCAAUCCCGCGACCCAACGACCUUCGUAUCCGCAGCAGAACGGAAACAUGCUUCACCAAAAACCCGCUGCCUCUCCCAAACCGGCUCUGAGAGAGUCUAACACUCCAGAUAGCCAUGCUCAUGACCGUCUCAUCUUCCUCCUCACUAGUUUCAUUGGACUUGUUACUACCGUCAUUACAAAAAACGGAGAUAAAUUCUCGGGGGUUUUCUCUUCUUCAACCCUAGAGCCAAAUGACUCGUCCUUUGUUCUCAAGAUGGUCCACCGACCCUCACAACAAGAACAAUCGCGAACCAAUGGAGUGAGUGAAGUUGCCAGCCCAUAUCUGGGUUCUGCGCCAGACCAUAGUAUGGUCUUCGAUAUUAAGGAUAUUGUCGACAUUUCCGUUGCAAAUGUUUCAACAUCUGAUGUCUUAACAAAAAGCUCAAAGGGCACUUCUUCCAACUUCCGAACGGACACUGAUAUAUCCGGUAAUAUUGCUAUUCGCGAACGCACUUUGAAGCGUUGGGAGCCUGCCGCUGAUGUGGAUGUCGAUAUGUCUCUGGAAACGACCACAAGCACCGCGGGCUGGGACCAAUUUGAAGCCAACGAGCGGCUUUUUGGUGCCACAACCAGCUAUGAUGAAAAUAUUUACACUACUCGGAUUGACCGUUCGGAUCCUUCCUACAAGCGGAAGGAGGCAGAGGCGGCUCGCAUCGCACGCGAGAUAGAAUCUAGCGACGCAAACAACGCACAUGUGAGGGAGGAGAGAGGUCUGGCGCCCAUUGACGAUUCUGGCCGAGACGAGGAAGAGAAGUAUAGUGGUGUCCGUCGCGAUGAAACGACCUUAUCCCCUCUUGCUUCUGGACAACCGAACAAGUACACCCCACCGGCGCGCAGGCAACUUGCUGCCCAGCCUACCACUGCCGCUGCUACUGUGUCCGCAAACGCGGUCAAACCUGUGCCGACUGCAACGACAGGCACACCUGCUCCUGUGCCACCAAAGCAAGCAGUCACUUCUGGCGUUCCGCAGGAAAAGCUGCAACAGCUAGCACAGCCCACCCCGGCCGCUGUUGCAGAUGACAAAUCGGGACCUGCGAAGACUGUCGCCGGCACCACACCCGCCCCGAAGCGUCCUAGUCCAGAGAAUGCCACCGUUAACGUGGAAACCGAGGUGCUAGAUCACUUCCGACAGUUUGCUAACAGCGAGAAACUGAAGAUGCAAGAACGCCGCCGCAAUCAGGCUUCCUACGACCGGACAGUCAAAUUGAACGAACUAAUGAAGUUCUCGAAGAAUUUCAAGCUUGCCACCCCUGUCCCCAAGGAUCUGGUGCCUAUUCUCGCCAAGGAUCCCAGUAAGCAAGAAAAGAUUAUCCAGAAAGCUCAGCAGCAAGCGGACGAGAGGUCGGCUGCCAAACCCACCCCUGUCGCUACUGAGCAGAAGCAAGCCCCUCGUGCUCCAGGCCCUGCUCGUUAUGAAAGUGGAACGGUGCCGCCCUCAACCCAGCCUGACCGCCAAAGUUAUCCUCGUGGUCGUCCCGCAUACCCUCCUACUGGCCCACAGGCUGCUCAAGGAGGGCGCCUCCAGCAUCCGCCGAUGCAUGCCGGUCGGUCAGCAACUGGCAUGCUCAGUCAUCGCCUAGCAGAUAAUUUACAGCAGCGUAAGGGAGCGGCCAUGGGCUCUGUGCCUGCCCCCCUAUCGAUUACCGAUACACAGACCCCCCCCUCUGGUCCUGCUAGUAAUCAUUCUGGCGUCUCCAGUCCAAAUAAGACUCAGACGCCAACAUCUGCUACGUCGACCAAGCUCAAUGUCAGGGCUUCGGAGUUCAAGCCCAAUCCCGCGGCAAGCACAUUUACUCCCCAUGCUUCUUCUAGUCCGAUUGUCCGAGGUCCCUCCGUCGCUCGUGUUACUAGCCCGUCAGCUUUCUUUGGGACGAAGGAGCUGCUGCCGGUCUCAGAACGGCCAUCCAUUGCUAACCAGUUCAAUCCUAUCAAACGCAUGAAGAAAGAGGCCGAGGAACAGCCCGAGAAAGAUUACACGUUCAACGGUGGUAUCCCUCCUGCAUAUAAGACCCCACCAACAUGGGACGUCUCUCCUGAGAAUGAAGAGAAGACAUACUUGCAAAUGUUCAAGCAGCCUGUUGUUGUGCCUUCGAUUUCGCCUCAAGUUCGCUCUGCGACCAACCCUCAAGCACCUCACCAGCAUCAAUUGCCAUUCCAAUUUCCGCAGUCAAGUCCGAAUGUCCCUCCGGCUACAGGCGCAGCUCAUGCGCCGCACCACCUUCAUCCUCAGCAGCACCAUGGAUCAGGUCCCGCGCAUUUUGAUGACCAUCGGAUGCAGUUUUCUGCAUCCACUUCACAAAUUUUCCCUUCUCCUCGACUUCAAAACAGCCAUGUUGCUUACCCAUCUCCUAUGGCUCCGCAAGCACAACUUGCAUUCAAUCAACCUAUACCACAGUUCUAUGUAAACCAAGGUGCACCCCAGCCGGCUCACCUCAGACCUUAUCCUGGUGUGCCACAGUUCAUGAAUCCCCAAGCAGCUAUGGGAGCACCCAUGAUGGUCCAACAACCUUCCACUGGUUCUUAUAUGAAUGUCCCUCAGGGGAUGGCUCCUUAUACUCCUCAAAUGCAGAUGUACUCGCCCAGUCCUGCGCACGCGUACCCUCAACACGCCCCUCCUCCCCAGCCUCACAGUGGGUAUCCGAGCCCAAGUCGUGGCGCGCCGAUGAUGAUGCAUCAAAAUUCGCAGCCCGGCCAGCCACCACAACCUGUCAUGUUUAUGGCUCCAGGGCACCAUGGGCAACCAGUAUACCCCGCUCAGCAGCCGGCUCAUAUGCGCCCAGGCUAUCCUCAACAUCAGCCCCAUUUUUCUUCUAGCCCUCAUCAGGCGCAUCACUAUCCACCUCACCAGAAUCGGACGCCUAGCACUAGUUAUAACCAGAUGCCUCAAAUGCCGCAUCACAUACCUUCACAACCUCAGCCAACGGUUACACCUAGCUCACACGCACCUGAAGCUACGGAUGAAGUGAAAUGAGCUUUCCAGCCAAUAAGAAAUUAACAAGUCUUCUCGCUUGGCUUACUCAGCGACCUAGAGGACUUACCUCGCACUCCAGUCUUGCUAUCAUCUGGUGUGAGGUGCUGUCCUAUAUUGACAAUUUAAAUUUCGCAUAAAACGAACUUCCAAUGAGUUUCCGAUAUGUAUCUGUAUCUUGAUUUGCUUUCUCUAUACUUGUCUACAUACGCCAAGAGAGUUUGGAUGUGUGCUAAACAGGAGAUGGCAUCCAUACCGUAAAUUAUUGACCUCUAUUUUGCGGCUUCGCCUUUUUUUGCUGCUUAAAAUGUCGAAAUCAGGCGAAGACGGGGGAUGUAUGUUGUUGAAUGGAGGUGUCUUGACCUGCCCCCGGGUGAAUUGCGACGAGCUUGACCGUUACAUGGCUUUCAAAACACUGUUCCGCCUGUACUGGCCCAAUAUUACAUACAUACUCCGGGCUGCCUGGCAUGGACACCCUGGGGAAGUUCGACGGGAUUCCUCCACGUUUCAUAGCAUGACUCGUGAGACAGGUCCUUUGCUGGAAUUGAAAAUGAGAACGAACCACUGUUUCAGAUCCAUCUUUCUGGUGUUUGCGACGCCUAUUAUUCUUGUCCGUUUCCACCGAAAAGCUUACACCGAGAAUGGUAGGGAAAGGCGUUAGGGGGGCAAAAGUCGGGCAUUCUGGAAGGAUCGAAAACGCCUUCUAAUGGCAAGUCAGCUUCAUCCUCAGAUACCGUUGUCGCGUGCAACUAGCAUAUAUUAUUGCAGAGAGAUAGGUAUCGCAAUAUCAUCAUAACUUAGGGAUUGGGAGACUAAGUAGUAGUACCAGUAAUUAGGGGAGGUUGACAAUGUGUUACAAGACCAUCGGGAGUGAUAGCAAAUGAGUUGGUACAGUUCCUUCCCCCAUUCUAUACAUAGUAUGAAAAUACCAUCCUCUGUAACAAGACCCUGCGUCGACAUCUAAUCAAGAGCUAUUAUAGCGUAGCUAGCAUAGCAUAUCUAACUUUCUAAUAUGUUAGCCCACAGACAUCAAAAAGGAUAGAUAGUAAGGGGAGAACAAGAAUAGCAAAGCAGCAUCUCCUCAGGUCUUUUCAGUUUAUUUUGGUCGUCAUUCCACCAAAACGGCAAAACCGUACCCAUGGUGCUAGUCCUUUCAUUCCAACCACAACCGAGAACGGCGGCCAUCGAAGACGGGAGAAUAAUCCGAGAAACUGAGAGUCAAGAUUCCGCCCCUCCAUAUAUUGACUGGUGAGAAAAGGAAGACCAUCACCUUGCUAGGCGUCCCAAAUCCCGUAUCCGCUCCUUUUUACCCCACUUUUCUUGGCUUCUCUUCCCCUUAGCUGAUUGACUAAUAUUCAUGUUCGCCACUGCCAUUAGUUCCUGAAAUUCCUCAUGGAGACGGAGCGGACCAGGAACCCCAGUUGCGGCACGUAUUUUGAUGUACACACGUCCCUCCCAAGGUAAGUCUUGAAAGAUUACCCAGUCAGGUAAUCUUGAGAUCUAUACCCUAUGCCUUUUAUCAUUUUCAAAGUCAUGUGCGCAAAAUCGAAGAAGAGAGAAAGCGGGAGAAAAGAACGUGGGUGGACGAAAACGAAUAUGGGAGAAGCAAAAGAGAUGAGAUCAACUUCAAUUUAUCACCGUACAUCAAUAAAGAACGAAAACUGGAGACAAGAUCCCCGACCUCUCAGACCUAGGACUUCUCGCUUCGUUUCAAAGCCAGUGGGUUCUUGGUUGUGGUGGAUUGAUAAAGAGCUGAGCACGCUUCGAGACCACGAUCUUGCGCGGUUUGGGGGUUUUAGUGAGGUCUGACCUUUUACCAGUAUCACAUCAUUGGAGAAUAUACGCAUUCAUGUCGCGUCAUUUAUGUUGCGUUGAGUUCAAAUAUAGAGGAAAGUUGAACGCACCUAGAGCUCUCGGAAGGACGCUGACAGGAAAUGGAUAGCUAGCGUAAGGCUUAAAGGUAUUUCCGGGAACUAAAUGAAUCUGUAAAGGUAGCACGGGUUUCACAAGCAUCAUUGUCUAUCUGACUCUGCAUCUUGAUUUACAGAACAGAGUCGAGUCGUGGUUGAUUGAAGAAGGCG
Messenger RNA from Monascus purpureus, 5498 nucleotides. Lineage: Eukaryota; Fungi; Ascomycota; Eurotiomycetes; Eurotiales; Aspergillaceae. The record is from the annotation of a GenBank genome assembly.